This is a messenger RNA of Trypanosoma brucei brucei TREU927, 5502 nucleotides long. Its product is annotated as glutamine hydrolysing (not ammonia-dependent) carbomoyl phosphate synthase, putative. Gene Ontology annotation, molecular function: argininosuccinate synthase activity; ATP binding; carbamoyl-phosphate synthase (glutamine-hydrolyzing) activity. The coding region runs from base 1 to 5502 and encodes 1833 amino acids. The transcript has a single exon. Gene Ontology annotation, biological process: L-arginine biosynthetic process; L-glutamine metabolic process; 'de novo' pyrimidine nucleobase biosynthetic process. Lineage: Eukaryota; Euglenozoa; Kinetoplastea; Trypanosomatida; Trypanosomatidae. The record is from RefSeq and is a predicted model, not a curated record. Gene Ontology annotation, cellular component: carbamoyl-phosphate synthase complex; cytoplasm.
AUGAAAAUAGGAACAAAAGCUGAGCUCAUUUUGCACGGGGGCGAAUGUUUUAGCGGAGUUUCAUUUGGUUAUGAAGAAAGCGUUGCGGGAGAGGUUGUUUUUACCACAGGAAUGGUUGGUUAUCCUGAAAGUCUUACGGACCCUUCGUAUCACGGUCAGAUAUUAGUGCUUACCGCACCCAUGGUCGGAAAUUAUGGAAUCCCUCCACUGGAGACGGAUCCUUUUGGAGUAACAAAAUACUUCGAGAGCAUGAAUGGGGAGAUUCGUGUGAGUGCGCUCGUCGUUUGCGAAUGUUGUGAAGAACCUUCGCAUUGGCAGAUGUAUGAGACACUUGGUGCAUGGCUAAAGCGAAAUAAGGUACCAGGAAUCAUGAUGGUGGACACUCGCAGUGUUGUACUGAGACUUCGGGAAAUGGGUACAGCUCUGGGAAAGGUUGUUAUCAACGGCGCUGAUGUGCCUUUUGUGGAUCCUAAUACACGCAACUUGGUAGAAGAAGUGAGCACAAUAGCCCCUCAGUCCUAUGGGCAUGGUACAUUGAGGAUCCUCGUUAUUGAUAUGGGUGUAAAAUUAAAUUCGUUGAGGUGCUUACUGCGGUAUGAUGUCACACUUACUGUUGUGCCACAUGAUUGGGAUAUAACGAAGGAAACAUAUGAUGGUUUAUUCAUUUCUAACGGGCCAGGUAAUCCUCAACUGUGUACCAAAACGAUUGAAAAUGUGCGAUGGGCUCUCACUCAAGAAAAACCGAUAUUCGGUGUUUGCAUGGGUAAUCACAUGUUGGCCCUCGCAGCAGGAGGAACGACGUACAAGAUGAAGUUUGGUCACCGAGGUCAGAACCAGCCAUCGACAUCCAAUCAAGAUGGACGUGUAGUAAUUACAACGCAAAAUCACGGGUUUGCCGUAGAUUUCAAAUCGUUGCCGCAGGGUGAUUGGGAAGAGUACUUCUUUAACCCCAAUGAUCAAUGUAAUGAAGGGUUACGGCACCGCACGAAGCCCUUUUCAUCAGUUCAGUUUCACCCUGAGGGUUGCUGUGGUCCACAGGACACCGAGUACCUUUUCGGAGAGUUUAUUGACCAGGUGAAGCGUUCAAAAACGAAGUUGGCAGCACAGUUUAAACCCCGCAAGGUUUUGGUAUUGGGUGCUGGCGGCAUUGUUAUUGCCCAAGCUGGCGAAUUCGACUACAGCGGCUCCCAGUGCUUAAAGGCUCUGAGAGAGGAAGGUGUGAAGUCUAUAUUGGUUAAUCCCAACAUUGCCACUGUGCAGACAGAUGAUGAAAUGGCUGACCAAGUGUAUUUUGUACCCGUCACUCCUGAAGCUGUGGAACGAGUGAUUGAGAAGGAGCGUCCAGAUGGUAUUAUGCUCGGAUGGGGCGGGCAAACAGCACUCAACUGUGGGUUGCAGUUGGACAAACUUGGUGUCCUCAAAAAGUACAAUGUGCAGGUUCUUGGAACAGCUAUAUCUACAAUCACUGUGACCGAGGAUAGGGAGCUCUUCCGCAACGCGCUUUUGCAGAUAAAUGAGCCUGUGGCAAAGUCCGUAGCAGUGACCAGUGUGGCGGAGGCAUUAAAAGCAGCGGCAGACAUCGGAUUUCCAAUGAUGGUGCGAGCGGCUUUUUGCCUCGGUGGUCAAGGUAGCGGCAUUGUAAAUAGUGAAGAGGAACUGAGUAAUAAAGUUGAGGUUGCCCUUACUGUGGCACCUCAAGUCUUACUUGAGGAAAGCGUUGCUGGUUGGAAGGAGAUCGAGUACGAAAUUGUCCGUGAUAUCCAUGAUAAUUGCAUUACGGUGUGCAACAUGGAGAAUUUUGACCCCAUGGGCGUCCACACAGGGGAGUCCAUUGUUGUGGCCCCGUCUCAAACUUUGACAAACGAGGAAUAUCACAUGUUGCGUACCGCAGCGAUCAAAAUCAUCCGUCACCUUGGCGUGGUGGGCGAGUGCAACAUUCAAUACGGUUUGGAACCCCACUCGCGUCGUUACGUUGUUAUUGAGGUAAACGCCCGCCUCUCACGUUCCUCCGCACUUGCGUCUAAGGCCACGGGUUAUCCACUCGCACACGUUGCAACCAAAAUAGCCCUUGGUAAGGGUCUGUUUGAAAUUAAGAAUGGUGUUACAAAAACAACGAUGGCUUGCUUUGAACCCAGUCUUGAUUACGUCACCGUCAAGGCUCCCCGUUGGGAUGUGGCAAAGUUCAAUAUGGUGAGUCAAGAGAUCGGGUCCAUGAUGAAGAGUGUUGGUGAAGUAAUGGCCAUCGGUCGUACAUUUGAGGAGGCCGUGCAGAAGGCACUGCGAAUGGUGGAUCCAUCGAAUAACGGCUUUGACACUCCCAAAAGACUUGCUGAAAUGGGUGACAAGUGGGACUACAUGCGGGCGCUGCGCGUUCCUACGCCAGAUCGCAUCUUUGCGAUUUGCCGUGCCUUGAAGGAAGGCAUCACAGUGGAUGAAAUACAUCGGUUAACUCGCAUCGACAAAUUUUUCCUCAACAAGUUACAACUCCUGAUCGAGAUGCAGAGGGAACUGACCACGCUAUACAGGGGUAAACUGGACACAAUCACAUAUGACCACCUCCUUGCUAUGAAAGCGCACGGUUUCAGCGACGUUCAGAUUGCUGAGUACCUCCAGUGCACAACUGACGAUGUACGGAAACGGCGCUACAAGUUGAACAUUACCCCCAAGGUGAAGCAAAUCGAUACAGUCGCUGGCGAAUACCCCGCCGCGCAGUGUUGCUAUUUAUACACCACCUACAACGCACAACACGAUGAUGUCGAAUUCAACGAUCGUAUGUACGCCGUGCUUGGUUGUGGUGUGUACCGGAUUGGCAGCAGCGUGGAGUUUGACUACGGUGGUGUCUUAGUCGCUCGUGAGCUCCGUCGACUCGGUAACAAAGUGAUUUUGAUUAAUUAUAACCCCGAAACAGUGUCCACAGAUUAUGAUGAAUGUGACCGCCUGUACUUUGAAGAGGUGUCAGAGGAGACAGUGCUUGACAUCCUGCUCAAAGAAAAGAUUAGCGGUGUUAUCAUAUCGCUGGGUGGACAAAUUGUCCAAAAUAUGGCCCUUCGAUUGAAAGAGCAUGGGCUGCCGAUCCUUGGGACAGAUCCUGUAAACGUUGAUAAGGCAGAAGAUCGCAACAAAUUCUCGAAGAUGUGCGAUCAACUGGGUGUACCGCAGCCCGAAUGGAUUUUGUCAACAAGUGUUCAAGAUGUUCACGCGUUCUGCCAGCGCGUCGGUUUCCCGACACUUGUGCGACCAAGCUAUGUGUUGAGCGGCUCUGCUAUGGCUGUCAUAUCGUCUCCGGAAGAUAUUGACCGCUACCUCACUAAGGCUUCGUUGGUUUCUGGUACUCAUCCUGUUGUGGUGAGCAAGUACUACGAAGGUGCAAUGGAAUACGACGUUGAUAUCGUUGCCCAUCACGGCCGUGUGCUCUGUUACGCGAUUUGCGAGCAUUUGGAAAAUGCUGGUGUACACUCAGGAGAUGCCACGAUGUUCCUUCCUCCACAGCACACCAAAAAGGAGGUCAUGAAACGCAUAUACGAAGCAGCCACACAAAUUGCCGGAGAGUUGGAUGUUGUCGGACCCAUGAACGUUCAGUUCUUGCUCACUAAGGACGAGCAGCUGCGCGUGAUUGAGGCGAACAUCCGCAGCUCACGUUCCGUGCCGUUUGUUUCCAAGACGCUUGGCAUAUCGUUCCCGGCCGUCAUGGUUUCCGCGCUUCUAUCGCGUCCCGACUCCGAGCUUGUGCCAAUCCGUCGUGCUAAGAUGACUCACAUUGGUUGUAAGGCUCCUAUGUUCUCAUUCAACCGACUCGCUGGCGCUGACCCUAUCCUCGGUGUGGAGAUGGCAUCCACGGGUGAAAUUGGCGUAUUUGGCUGUGACAAACGCGAGGUGUUUCGUAAAGCAAUGCUUUGCCAGAAUUUCCGGUACCCGACAAAAGGUGUUUUUAUCAGCUCUGAUGUGGACGCAGUCACUGAGGAGCUCCUCCCCCACCUCGAGAAGAUUUCAAAGACGUUACCACUUUUUGCAUCAACACACACCGGUGCUGUGCUCACCAAGCACGGCAUUCCGCACACUGUCUUAACUCAAAGGCAUGAGGAUGGUGACAAUCCCACAUACGAGGUGGAGCUCGCGGCGAGGCGAUUUGACCUCGUUAUUCAGCUACGAAAUAAAAGGAAAGAUUUCAUUCUGCGAAGCUGCACGCGGGAAAAUGCACCACCAGACUACUGGGUCCGCCGCCUUGCUGUUGACUACAACGUAGCACUCCUUACCGAGCCCAACGUUGUGAAGAUGUUCUGCGAAACCCUUGACAUCAUUGGUGAUAUCGAGAUCGAACCAUUCCGCUACUACGUACCUCGCGUAUAUCACAAAAUAGAGAGCAAUAACUGCACUAUGCUGCGCCACCACAAGGUUGGUCUCUGUAUUAAUCCUACGAUGGAUAGCAAGGUCCUCGCCAUACGUAUGCGCGAAGAGAAAAUCGAUCUCACAUGCUUCCACGCGUCUCUCGGUGGAUCGGUCACGAGCAGCGAGGCCUUUGCUGAGGAGUUCCGGUCACUUAAGGUUCCCGUGGAAGUUGUAGAUCUCCGUAACGAAAUGGCAGAACUCGCCUUCGAUAUGGUGAUGGCUCUCAUCGCAGAAGAAGAUAACAGGUGGCACUUGCCGGCGCUGGCUGAACACGUCAUUGGCGUGCACCUCCUCACUGCGAUGCAGGAGCGCGGUGUUACUGUUGUUGCACAGUGCUCAUCACAAGGGAGGAAGGGAAUGAAUUUUGAACGUUAUGCCCGCAUGCUUCAGCCGAAGAUGGGUGUUUAUAGCCCGUGGCGAGACCAACGUAUGCUAAGUGAUUUCCCUACAGAGGCUGAAAAAAUCAAUUUUCUUGAAAAACAUGAGGUAAAGGUUCAAUCAGCAGCGAUGGAGACACACAGUAGUAUCUGUGGCAUUACAUGUGGAUUGGGCGGCGAAGUCGCCACGCCUACACCACGGAUGGUUCUCCCUGUGUCUAAAUGUCCCGCCACACCCGAGUUUUGCUCUAUUGCAUUCCGUGCGGCACGCUGCGUCCGCAUCAACGACGUCGAUGUCACACCGGUUCAGGCCCUGCAGCUGGCGAACGAAAUUGCCGGCCGCAAUGGUGUCGGUCUUGAACACACUCAAAACAAUGAGAUGUGCGAGGCGCCAGGUAUGACACUACUUUCCAAAGCUCUGCACUUUAUCUAUGACGUGUGUUUCGAUCGCGGUAACACUGAUGCCUUCCGUAUGUACUCCCGGCAUGUGUCAUCCAUGCUUUCCUCACGCGGUUUCGUUGAGCGCCAAACACUAUCUUCAUUGGAGGCUAUCCGUCAUUUAACAGCGGAUGUGGACGGUGUGGUGGAUGUGGAAGUGAACCGAGGUGAAGUGAUAUUCCUAAAGGUAUCGCACGUCUCACGGCCCGUAAAGCUUCGACUAACCAAAAUCAUGACUGACGAAGAGCUCGAGGAGGUGUUCCAACCCGGUGACGGCACGUUCGGUGAUGUACAAUGGUAG